Messenger RNA from Durio zibethinus, 1281 nucleotides. RefSeq names its product agamous-like MADS-box protein AGL36. Gene Ontology annotation, molecular function: protein dimerization activity; DNA-binding transcription factor activity, RNA polymerase II-specific; cis-regulatory region sequence-specific DNA binding. Gene Ontology annotation, biological process: positive regulation of transcription by RNA polymerase II. The record is from RefSeq and is a predicted model, not a curated record. NCBI's taxonomy places the organism in Eukaryota, Viridiplantae, Streptophyta, Magnoliopsida, Malvales, Malvaceae.
AGCAUUAAGUAAUAGUGACUUAUCUUACCAUAGUGAGCAACAAAUUAAAUUCUCUUACCAAAUUUAUCUUUAGAAUAUUGACAAAUGGGUUUCUUAACCUGUGUAAUGCAUGCAUUAAUGUUCUCUGAAUCUCCAAAUUAGCCAUGAAAACCCCAUUUCCCAACUCAGCCCCUUAAAUAGUUUGUCUCAUCUCCUCUCAAUAUAUAAAGACCUCAUUGGCUUCUCCAUUCAAGCAACCCAAUUCUCUUCUUCAUCCCUUUUUAAUUAUAAAUAGGUCAAAGAGCAAAAGAGAUUUGCCAAGCAGUAACCAUGACUAGAAAGAAGGUGAAACUUGCAUGGAUAGUCAAUGACAGUGCUAGAAGAGCCAGCCUCAAGAAAAGGAGGUUAGGCUUGUUGAAGAAAGUCAGUGAGCUGACCACUCUGUGCGGUGUCGAUGCUUGUCUUAUCGUCUAUAGUCCCGACGAAAUCGAGCCAAUGGUGUGGCCCUCUCACGCCGAGGUGCAACGACAACUUGGAGAGUUCCACAAAAUGCCCGAGUCGGAACGGCAGAAGAAGAUGAUGAACCAAGAAACCUACCUCACAGAUAGGGUUACCAAGGCGCAAGAACAGCUGACGAAGUACCAAAGGAGAAACAAAGAGAUUGAGAUGGGCCAUCUCAUGAAUCAAAUCGAUCAAGGCAAGGGGCUUGAUGAACUUAACCUCACGGAACUGCAUGGGCUGACUUGGUUGGUGGAAGAGAAGAUGAAGGAGAUACGAAAACGUAUUGAAUUUUUUCAGCAAGUUCCUUUCGUAACAGACGGCCCCUGCGCUCUUGGUGAUCUUUCUUUUCCUCCCUCAAGCCCUGCAGAUGAUCUAACGGCCCGAAUUGGCGGUGCCAGUGAUGGCCUUGAAGGAGAUGGGAGGAGUACUCACGCAGAGUCUUUGCUGUGGGAUCAAUGGUUCAUCGAUAUGAUGAACAACAGUGAAUUCAAAUCUGGAGCUAGAAGCAGUAGCAUGAGGAGUGAUAUAGGCUUACCAGAUUAUCACCCAUUUACUGGUAAUACUGCAGAUGACCGGGGGCUGCCUAGACAUUCAUUUGGUGGCAGCUCUUGUGUUGCAGCUAUAACGGGGCAGCCACCGUAUAGGAAUUUAAGAGGCCCCCCCACAUCUGAUGCGGGGCUGCCUCCUCUGAGUUCCAGACCUCAUGGUAGUGCAAGUGACAUGGGCCUGCCUCAUGAGAGUGUUGGAAGCAGCAGUUUUGGCCCUUUUGGGAGUGAUAGUGGGCAGCUCCACCCUAAGUGA